Miniopterus natalensis is the source of this 3612-nucleotide messenger RNA. The record is from RefSeq and is a predicted model, not a curated record. NCBI's taxonomy places the organism in Eukaryota, Metazoa, Chordata, Mammalia, Chiroptera, Miniopteridae.
UCCCCUUGCAGCCUCCCAGCUUUCUCCACUCAAGACUGCCCCUUUGGGGAUGCUCCCCUGGGUCAAAGCUAGACGUGGUACCCCAAGGUGAGGACACCCCACGGAGAGUCCUGUGUGCCAGCCCAGUAGCAAGGGAGUGAAGAUCUGUGAUAAGAGAUGCGGAUCCUGAGCCCAUCCAGGUCCCAGAGAUCCAGGAUCCCAGAAACUUCCAAGGCUCUGGCCACGGAUCCCAACUCCCAUGAGCUGUUUGAGAAGUCCUGGCCAUCCAGCUCAGGGACCCCAUCCCCACCCAGCACCACUGAGGAACAGAUGGGUGCCUCCCCACCACCCACCCUGAUUGACACUGGUGACUCUGUGGUGGCCAAGUUCAUAAACCGGUUCCGCCAGGCUCAGCCCACAAGCCGAGAGGAACGCCAGCCUGCAGGCCCAACGCCAGCUGACUUUUGGUGGCUGCGGCCUGAAUGUCCAGACCCUAGUAGCCAACUUGCAGCAGUCAAUUGGGGCUUCUCAGCAGGAGCCAGUAAACCAGAAGGAAGACUCAACACAGCAGUCCCAACUUUUGCCAAGGUUUCCAGUGCAUCACAGGCUAAGGCUAUGGCCCCCCUUCAGGAAAUAAAGCAGAGCCUCAACACAUGGAACUCAUCCCUGCUGGACCUGGAGAUGCUGAGCCUGCAAAGCAGAGCUGCCAGGCUGCUGAAACACAGCAAGGCCUCGGUCUCCUCCUCCUCCCGCAGCCCCAGCAAUUCCAGCAAUUCCUUAUUCCCUGACAGCUCUGAUGGUCUUUCUCCCUCCUCUAUGACCGUCACCCCUGACUCCAGCAAGGGCUCUGACUGCACGGCACAUGCAACUCCGGCACCAGCCCUCAUUCCUGCUCCAGCCCUGGUCUCCUCCCAGGCACCCCUGCGGCCAGAGGAUGACAUUCUGUACCAGUGGCGGCAGCGGCGGAAGCUUGAACAGGCUCGAGGAGGUCAGGGUGACGGAACCUGGGUGCCGCCAGGGACCUCUGCCCUCACUACUCCGGUCCCUGUCCCCAUCUGUCAGCAGAACUCACCUGCCCCUGUGGAGACCCUUGGUUCCCUGGGAACACAGCCUAACUGUAUCCCACUUUGGGGCAGUGUGGCCCGGCCUGGUCCCCAGGAAGCCAUCUGUGCAGAGAGGCCGCCUAUCCCCCCAGGGUUCUUUCCACACAUCUUUCAGGGCCCCUACCCCCAUGGGUUUUUCUGGGCCCCACAGACCGCACCCUGGGUACCUUUUGGGGGCAUCCCCCCCGCGCCCUGGGUCUCUACUCCUGCUCCCCCUACCGCCCCCCAGGCCCUGCCUACCCCUGCGCCGUGCAGCCCCGCCCCGCUCGAGAAGCAGAGCCCCAAGCCUCGGAAGGGUAGAGCCCGGCGUCCAGAAUCUUCUGGGCCAGUCAGGGUGGCUGACCAGGGGCCUGGCCCGCAGCUCCGAGGCCCUCUAGGUCAAGUAGUGACCGCUCGGCUCUUCCCCGACGGCCUGGAGGACACGCCCCCUCGCCUCAAGGACCUGCCUCCACCCCUGGCUGAAUCUCCGAAAAUCAAGACCGCACACCCCCAAACCAAGGUUAUGCCCCCUUGCUCUGAAGUCGCCUCCGCUCCAUCUAAUUCACGGUUUCCUGCGGCGGAGACCCCACCCUGUGGGCCUGAGGCUGAGCCUCGGGGUGCCCAGGCCACGCCCCCCGCAGCGGGGCCCGCCCUUUGCGGGGAAGGCCGGCAGCCUCAGCGCAAGGCCCCGCCCCCUCCGGCUGAAGUUGCUUCCACACGGGUCGAGGCCCCGCCCCCUCUGCUCGAGGCGGGGUCUCCGGAGCCUGCGGUCACCUCCUCCCCGGCUGCUGGCCACGCCCCCCCGGAGGACCUGCUCCUGCAGGCCGCCCGGCUGCUGCAGGCUGCUGAAGACUCCGACGGCAGCGAGUUCCAGGAGGACCCUGUACUGCAGGUGCUAAGGGUUCAGAGGGCGGAGCUGCGGCGGCAGAAAAGGAAAGUGGAUGCCCAAUUAUCCCUCCUGCUGGGCUACACUGAAGACCCAGGGUCUUGGUCUCCUCCAGCUACAUCACCCCCCAGAUCCCCAAAGAUGCGGCUGAGGAGGGAAGGAGCCUCACUUGAGGCCAGAAGACUUUGAAGUGUACAAAUUGUUUUUCUCAAUGAAAUGCUCUUUUCAGGUUACAAGUUGUGUCUGAGGAGAGUCUUGCUAAUUUAGGAAAAUGACUCCUCCCUGCUCCUCCCCGGUCCUGCCCUACCCCCACCCUAGUCACUGAUCUGUGACACAGAAUCUCCUCUGAUUUCACCCUCUUUGAGGGCAAGGCAGGGGAGAGGAUCUAGGCAAGACUUCAGGCAAGACUGGGACUCGCCUUGACUCAAGAAUGGAUCCUCCUGUCUCAGAUGAGACAGAAGGACUGUCCUCUUGGCAUGAAGCUAAUGGGGUUAUCAGAGUGUUGGACAAUGGUUGUCCUCAGUCCACAUCCUGCUUGAACCAGCAGCAGCAUUUGGUGCAUGGAUCCCUUCCCCCUUGAAGCAUUUCCUUCCCUGCUUCUAGCAUCAGCAACCUGUCACUUUGGCGUGUCCCAGGGCUCAGGCCUUGACUUCUCCAUCUACACUCAUCCCCAGGUGCUGUUGUAGCUUCAUGGCUCUAAACCCUAUCUCUGUUCUGAUAGUCCCUAAAUUUCUAUCUUUAGCCUAGUCCUGGCCACUAAACGUCAGGCCUCUAUAUCCUGCUACCUGUAGCUCACUGUCCUCACUCAAAAGUCUAAGGGAUGUCUUAAACUACACAGGUCUUAAACUGAGCUCCCAGUCUUCCCCUAAACCUGCCCCUCCCACACUCUCCUCAGCUUCAUUCUUCCUGCUCAGUCCAAAAGCCUCAUGGUCAUCCUCGACUCCUCCCUUUUCCUCGCACCCACAGUCAGUUGGCCAGCAAGUCCCGUCACGCCUGCCUUUAAAAUCUAUCCAGAUUUUAACCCCUUCUGCCCUUUUCAUGGCCUUCACCCUAGUCUAGGCUAUCAUUAUCCAUCUGGACUAUUAAAAACCAAUUGUUUUCUCUGUGAGUUCUUUGAAACAUUUCCUAUCAAAAGGUAGAAUCUAGGUUUCUUCUUCUUGAAAUUGGGUAGGACUUUGUGACCGCCUCCAUAAACAGAAUGCAGAGGAAGUGAUACUGCUUUAAAUUUCUAAACUGGAUUAGAAAAGAUGAUACAAUUUCCACCUGUUUCUCUCCCUUUCUCUUUGGAGCCCUGGGCUGCCAUAUAAAAAGUCCCAUGCGGGGUAGGGAUUUGUGUUAUACAGGUGUGUGCACAUUGUCAAAAUGCAGCGAAAUUUUUGAAUUUCAUUGUAUGUAAAGUUUACCUCAAGAAAAACAAAUAUUGAACUCUAGUUAAAGAUAUGCAUACUGAAGUAUUUAGGGGACAGUAUACCAAUGUCUAUUUUAUUUUGAAAUACAUUUAAAAAUUAGAUUAAUGGAUGAAUAGAGUAAUAGGUGGAUGUGAGAUAAAGCAAACAGUAAAAUGUUAAUGUAAGAUCUAAGUGGUGGAUAUUUGAGUGUCCAUUGUAAAUUGUUCAACUGUGCUGUAUGUUAGAAACUUUUCAUAAUAAAAUGUUGAAGAAUAUA